Molecule: messenger RNA, 2032 nt
Organism: Scophthalmus maximus (turbot)
Lineage: Eukaryota; Metazoa; Chordata; Actinopteri; Pleuronectiformes; Scophthalmidae
Gene: ap4m1
Product: adaptor related protein complex 4 subunit mu 1
Exons: 16
Coding region: 363-1688 (441 amino acids)
Biological process (GO): protein targeting; Golgi to lysosome transport
Cellular component (GO): trans-Golgi network; cytoplasmic vesicle; clathrin adaptor complex
Source: RefSeq, a predicted model, not a curated record
UGACCCGGUUUGUAAACACCGGUCUGCCGGACUGGUUCACCUCAGGUUCAGGAAACAGGCAGCUAAAUAAAAUAAGACGAAUUUAAAAUCUUAUUUUUUAAUUUUCAUUGUGACUUCGGUUCACGGUUUUAUAUAUAGAAGUUUCUCAGAGUCGAUGAGUUCGUCACAAACGGAUCUCGUGUGGAUUCUGAGAAGUUUAAACACGCUACGACAGCUAAGCUAACGUUAGCCCGGGGCUACUGUUAGCAUCAUCAUCAUCAUCAUCAUCAUCAGAGUCACUCAUGGAUCAACAACAGUUGAUCAAAGUCACACAACAGUCGAAGUGAAUCAUCUCUGUGUCACCGAGAGUCUGCGGCGGCAGGAUGAUCUCUCAGGUCUUCAUCUUGUCCUCCAAGGGCGACCACCUCAUCUACAAGGACUUCCGCGGAGAAGCCGGAAGCGAUGUCGUCAGUAUUUUCUACGAGAUGGUCACUGCGCUGACGGGAGACCAGCCUCCGGUUGUCAUGAGUCACAAAGAUCUUCACUUCGUCCACGUCAGACAGGGGGGACUUUACUGGGUCGCCACGACAACCGCCGACUCCUCACCCUUCACCGUUGUCGAGUUCCUCAACAGGCUCACCGCUCUGGUGAAAGAUUACUGCGGCACUCUGUCGGAGAAGUCGGUGCAGAUGAACUUCGCCCUCAUCUACGAGCUGCUGGACGAGGUCGUGGACUAUGGUUACGUCCAGACGACGUCCUCUGACGUCUUGAAGAACUUCAUCCAGACCGAAGCCGUUUCCUCCAGACCAUUCAGCCUGUUCGACCUGAGCAACGUCGGCCUGUUCGGAGCAGAGACGCAGCAGAAUAAAGUGGCUCCGAGCUCUGCAUCCGCCAGACCCAUCCAAUCGAGCAGGGAGCAGGGAGGAAAGAGCGAGAUAUUUGUGGACGUGAUUGAGAGGAUGUCGGUCGUCAUCGGCUCCAACGGAGUUCUGAUGAAGGCCGACGUCCAGGGAGAGAUCAGAGUCAAGUGUUACAUGCCGAGCUGCUCAGAGAUGAGGAUUGGUCUGAACGAGGAGUUCAGCAUCGGCAAGUCACAGCUCAGAGGUUACGGGGCGGCCGUUCGGGUGGACGAGUGCAGCUUCCACCAGGCCGUCCGACUGGACGAGUUCGACAGCCACCGCAUCCUGCGCCUCUGUCCGAGUCAGGGAGAGCAAACGGUGAUGCAGUAUCAGCUGAGUGACAAUCUGCCCUCAGCUCCUCCUUUCCGUCUCUUCCCGACCAUCGAGAGAGACAACGGAGGAAGACUGCUGAUGUACAUGAAGCUUCGCUGUGAUCUGCCGCCAAAGACCGCUGCCAUCAACGUCUGUGCCUCCGUCCCGGUUCCCAAAGGCUCCGUGAGUCUGUCGCAGGAGCUCAGCAGUCCGGACCAGAGUGCCGAGCUGAAGCCGCAGAGCAGAGCUGUUGUCUGGGAGAUCCCUCGCUUCCCUGGAGGAACACAACUGUCUGCUCUGUUCAAGCUGGACGUCCCGGGCCUCAGCUCGGCCUCCAUGUUGGAGGUGGGUCCCGUCGGUCUGAGCUUCGAGCUGCCGAAGAUCACGGCCACGGGGCUGCAGGUCCGCUUCCUCCGCCUGUCGCCCGUCCAGCCCGGCCCGUCGCAGCGCUGGGUUCGAUACGUCACCCACUCGGACUCCUACACCAUUCGGGUUUAAAAAAAUAAACCUCGGAGAAGUGAAUGUUUUCUCGUCGGGUUUCACGAUGGAGCAGCGAGAACAUGACGUGUUUUACUGACUCAAGAUUCUGGGGAUGAGAGGAAGUGGAUACAAGAAAUCAUGUCAUGUUUUUCCAUUCAAAAUAAUUAAUGUGUAUCAGCAGUUUUAAUAUUUGUUGUAUUUAUUUAUUUUUAAGUGCCACUAACGUCUGUGCCACAUGUUUGGUUCUAUUUGAAAAAAACUGAACUUGAAUUAAAAUCUUAGUAAGAGUCGUACAUCUCUCCGUCUGACACCAGAACACGAUGAUCAGCCCAACAAAUUAAUAAACUCUUUUACAACUGCAA